AUGGCCGGUGGAAUCCACCCUCCGCCAGAAGUGAUUGCGGAAUGGGCCGCCAAAGCCAACUAUGUUAAUCCAGAAACACGAGGCGGAGGUAUCGUCGCGAUGGAAAUUGUACUACUCAUCGCUUGUUUCCUUGUAGUAGCUCUUAGAAUAUACACCAGGAUUUUCCAAUCAAGGACAUACGGCUGGGAUGAUACCGUGAUUAUUUUCAAUCUGAUUCCCUUAACCGGUAUGGCUGUGUCACUGUGUCUUGCCCUUUCAAAAUAUGGAUGGAAUAGGCAUGCAUGGGACAUUCCAUUGGACAUGCUAUAUUCUGCUAGAAAAGUAGGAUUUUGCGUUCAGAUCUUCUACCUAUUAUCGACGGUAGCGACGAAGAUCUCCAUUCUACUCUUCUACCGUCGCCUUACAUCUCGGGUUUCUACCGCGUAUCUGUGGGUAAUCUAUGGGUCCAUUGCAUUCGUUGCAAGCUUCGCAAUGGCUGGGGUGAUCACUAUGUUUGUUGGCUGUCGACCGUUGAGCGCUUACUGGCUGCAAGUAAAUCCUCUCUGGUUUUCUGCGAACCAGGGCAAGUUCUUUUGCUACAAUGAAGGAGUUUACAUUGUGAUCGCUGCUUCGAUCAGCAUGGUUACAGACUUUGUAGUUUGCGUGCUGCCUUUGUGUCUCUUUCUCAAAAUACAAAUACACUGGAAGCAGAAGCUUGCACUUACAGCAAUCUUUGGCGUAGGCUUCUUCCUCUGCAUAUGCGGAAUUUUACGGAUGGUCAAGAUAGUACGUACUUACUACGGGACCUUCGACAUCACAUGGUCUUCUGAGCCUGUCUGGGUAUGGACAGGAAUCGAAGCACACAUGGCCGUUGUGCUCGCAUCUCUUCCGGCACUGAACCAUUUCGUUCGAAAAUCUUGGAACGACAGCUCACUUUCUAGCCGUCUCCGAUACUUCACAGAUCGUCAUGGCAGUCGUUUCAGUAGUGGCUAUAAAAGGACGCAAUCAAAGUCUAACAGCGAGUGGGAUGGCAACACUCAGCGGGAAUUAGCCAACGACAAACAAGGUAUUCAUGUGGUUCAAGAGGUGCAUCUCGAAGAGUUUUUGCGAGACAAGUCGUAUGAUGACAGAUCAGGAGGAAGGAAUGGCGUAAACAUUGAUGAAGAAGCCAUGAAGAAGGAUAGAAGAGCUUGGCUGGAUGAGACGACAUCUGAUGAUGAUUCGAUUCGACGUCAUAGACUCAAAUAA
Verruconis gallopava is the source of this 1227-nucleotide messenger RNA. RefSeq lists its product as uncharacterized. The transcript has 6 exons. The coding region runs from base 1 to 1227 and encodes 408 amino acids. Lineage: Eukaryota; Fungi; Ascomycota; Dothideomycetes; Venturiales; Sympoventuriaceae. The record is from RefSeq and is a predicted model, not a curated record.